Messenger RNA from Symbiodinium pilosum, 954 nucleotides. Lineage: Eukaryota; Dinophyceae; Suessiales; Symbiodiniaceae. The record is from the annotation of a GenBank genome assembly.
GUUUCGCAGCAUGUGCAGUUGGGCAAGGUGAAUAACUGCUCUGUUAGUUGUCUGUUAACACAAGAUCUGCAGAAGUGGGAUCGUGCAGAUGCUAUCGUCUUCGAUGCCUUCUACAUGUCCCCAGUUGAGGAAAGGUUGCUUGACAAAAGCAAGAAGCGAAUCAGUCAGAAGUGGCUCUUUAACUUUGAUUUUGAGCCUCCUAUAUACGAUGGGCGGCCGCUGUUAAAGCGUGUGGUCCAGACACUUGAUCCUCUCAUUGAUUGGACUUUCACAUUCAAUCCGCGCGGCGACUUCCACAAACCUCACUGGGGAUUAGCUUCGCACGCGGAAGAUGCCACCGUGUUUGCGACUAACUGGGCAGAAAACAAGAACCGCAUUCUGUUGUGGUUCUCAAGCACCAGAUGCGAGUCAAAGUUCAAGCGUAACGAGAUUUUCAAGAAGUUGUCUUCGUACCUUCCAGAUGGCAGCGUCGACCUCUUUGGUGAAUGCGGGAAACGCGAUCCCUGUGGCGGUAGAGGGUCUAUCACGAAUCCAAAGACUCCCAAAGAUUGCAUACGAAGACUGGCCAGGUCUUACAAGUUCUACGCUGCAUUUGAGAAUUCCCGGUGUCGUGGGUACACCACCGAGAAGCUAAGAACUGGGCUUCUCCAUGGCAUGGUGCCCAUAGCCUAUGGAGGUAUGGACAGAUCCGAUUAUGAACUAAUUGUGCCCGCAGAUUCUUUCAUCCACGUGGAUGACUUCACUUCCCUCGAAAACCUGGCAAAGUUCAUACUGGAGCUGGACAAGGAUGAUGCAAAGUACAAUGCAUACUUUGCUUGGAGAGCAAGGCUUCAUGUGGAAGACCGUCUGGUCACGGCUUCGCGCAAGUACUGUGAGCUUUGCACGGAGCUGCAGAAGCCGCAGGCUUUGCUCCUCAGGUGGCAGCUAAUCACAUUUUCAGAUUCACGUGCCUGA